This is a messenger RNA of Lytechinus pictus (painted urchin), 2511 nucleotides long. RefSeq lists its product as uncharacterized. The record is from RefSeq and is a predicted model, not a curated record. Bases 1 to 2511 code for a protein of 836 amino acids. Gene Ontology annotation, molecular function: nucleic acid binding. NCBI's taxonomy places the organism in Eukaryota, Metazoa, Echinodermata, Echinoidea, Temnopleuroida, Toxopneustidae. Gene Ontology annotation, biological process: DNA integration. The transcript has a single exon.
AUGGGUCCUGUGCAGCCCCCACAACGCAAGGGUCGCCUUCCCUUGUAUUCCCAGGAGAAGCUUGUUGAAUUGCAGGGAAAGUUUGAUGACCUUGAGAAACUUGGCGUCUUUGCACGCCCUGAGGAUAUUGGUGUUACGGUUGAAUAUGUCAACCCGUCGUUUCUUGUGAAGAAGCCAAAUGGCGGCUCUCGUCUUGUCACAGCCUUUGCUGAUGUUGGGCGCUACUCUAAGCCACAGCCCUCAGUUUUGCCUGAUGUUGAUUCCACUCUGAGAAAGAUAGGUCAGUGGAAGUACAUUAUUGCAUCUGACCUUGCAAGUGCCUUUUAUCAAAUACCUCUCUCUCGUGAUUCGAUGAAGUAUUGUGGUGUUGCUACCCCUUUCCGCGGCAUUAGAGUUUACACCCGUUGUGCUAUAGGUAUGCCGGGAUCAGAGACGGCAUUGGAGGAGUUGAUGUGUCGAGUGCUGGGAGAUCUAUUGUUUGAAGGUGUUGUUGUCAAACUUGCAGACGACUUAUACUGUGGUGCUGACACCUGGCAGGCCCUUUUGCAUAACUGGUCCAGGGUGUUACAUGCACUAGCCUCCAAUGGUCUUCACCUUUCUCCAUCUAAGACUACCGUCUGUCCAAAAACCACCACUAUUUUAGGGUGGGUUUGGUCUGAAGGGAACCUCAAAGCAAGUCCUCAUAGGAUAACAACUUUGUCAACGUGCUCAUGCCCUUCAACCGUGAAGGGCAUGCGGUCUUUCAUUGGAGCCUAUAAGAUGCUUGCUCGCGUUCUCCCGAAUUGCGCAUCCUAUCUGGGCCCCCUGGAUGAAUCGAUUGCAGGUAUGAAAUCUCAAGACCGCAUCUGCUGGACAGAUGAGCUUCAUGAUGCCUUCAACAAAGCCCAGUCCGGCAUCAAGUCUACUCGUACGGUUACUCUACCCCGGCCAUCUGAUCAGCUAUGGAUUGUCACUGAUGGAUCCGUGAAGAACCAUGGUCUCGGUGCUACCAUGUACGUCACAAGAGACCGGACGCCUUUCGUCGCAGGUUUCUUCAGCGCGAAGCUCCGUGGUCGUCAAAUCACAUGGUUACCUUGUGAAGUAGAAGCACUGUCCAUUGCUGCUGCCACCAAGCAUUUCAGCCCGUACAUCAUCCAGUCUCACCACCCUGUCUGCAUUCUUACUGACAGCAAACCUUGUGUUCAGGCUUAUGAGAAAUUGUGUCGUGGCGAGUUUUCUGCCAGUCCACGGGUUUCUACCUUUUUGGCAACCAUUAGCAGAUACCAGGUUUCCUUACGUCACCUGGCGGGCUCCGCUAAUGUCCCAUCUGAUUUCGCGAGUAGGAAUGCUCCCCCAUGCCAUGAUGUUCGAUGCCAGAUCUGUACUUUCAUUUCACGGAUGGAAGACUCUGUUGUCCAUCUUACGUCUGUUGCUGACAUCCUCUCAGGGAAGAUACGCCUCCCUUUCACAUCUCGUCACGCGUGGGGUAAGAUUCAGUCUGAUUGUCCGGCCCUCCGCCGUGCCCAUGCCCACCUUACUCAGGGUACUCGCCCAUCGAAGAAGUUGACAGGUAUCCGUGAUGUGAAGCGAUAUCUCCAGGUUGCCACCAUCGCCCGUGAUGGCUUACUGGUCGUCCGCCGGGAUCAUGCAUUCUUGCCACAGCAGGAGUGUCUCGUCAUUCCUCGCAAUGUGCUACAGGGGAUUCUCACUGCCCUACAUCUUCAACUUGGUCACCCCACAUCACACCAACUCAAGCAGGUUGUCUCACGGUAUUUCUAUGCCCUGGAUCUUGAUGCAGCAAUUCAACAGGUGACUGUCGGUUGUCACAGCUGUCUUUCCCUCCAGAAUGUUCCUCGUGUUGCUACUCCCCAGUCUACAGGUGACCCUCCAUGUGUCAUUGGUGUGUCUUUUGCUGCGGAUGUCAUCAAGCGUUCCCGCCAACUCGUUUUCAUCCUCAGGGAGAGUGUCACUUCUUAUACUGUAAGCGCUUUGAUUCCAGAUGAACGCAAGGAGACUCUCCGCACAGCCCUCCUUCAGCUAUGCGCACCUCUCAGGCCACUUGAUGGCCCUCCAUCUGUCGUCCGCACUGACCCUGCGCCAGGAUUUUCUGCUCUCCAACACGAUGAGUCUUUGCACAGUCAGGGCAUCACUUUGGAGAUCGGCCGUGCCAAGAACAUCAACAAGAAUCCUGUCGCUGAGAAGGCUGUCCGUGAGCUGGAAGAUGAGCUGCUUCGUGAUGAUCCCCGCGGUGGUCCUGUUACUCCACUUGCGCUUGCUCUGGCUACCGCACAUCUUAACAGCCGUAUCCGUUGCGUUGGUCUUUCUGCUCGUGAGCUUUGGACCCAGCGUGACCAAUUCACAAGUGAACAGAUUCCGUUGCGUGACAUGGACGUUAUUACCAAUCAACAUGAGAAACGGCUCUCCAACCAUGGCCCCAGUAUGGAAUCGAAGGCACCCAAACGCCUAUCUUCGAUGGGAGAGUCUCUUGUUCACGUUGGUGACCUUGUCUACCUUGCGCUCGGACCGGACUAA